AGUCUCCGUGCGACUGUGGAGUUUGCGCGCUGUUUGUACUCUGUAAUUAAGUGACAGAGCAUUUCGCAAUCAUUCGAUUUUUUUUCUUGAUAUUUUUUUGUGAAAAUGUGCUGGCUGUAAACGAUCCAUCGAUUUGUUGGAUUACCUUAACGAGGAUAUCAAAACUUUUUAUAAAUUAGAUCCGUCCGUUUCGAUUCAUUAUCAUGGUGUCGCGAAGGAAGAUUCUGUCUAGAUCGCGAGACGAUCUUCACAUGGAUACGACGUUUCAACCCCCGGAAGAGGAAGAAGAUGUGUGGUAUCAAAAGGACAAACUUUAUAAGGAUCAUAUCCAAGAAGUAUUGGAUAAAUGGACGCAAAUAGACGAUGAAAUUUGGGCGAAAGUUAUCGUUUUGGAAAGAAAUCGUAGGGUAGCAAAAGCGUAUGCAAGAGCUCCAGUUUUGACAGUAAACGGUUCGGAUGACGGUUUCGAUGGUUUUAGAAUUGGCUUAAACGGAUUCGACAACCCAAUGAGGGACCAAAAAACGGACGAAUUUAAAAGAUUAAUUGGACAUGGUGUAAAAAUAAAAAUGGAUGAUGCAGGAAAUAUAUUAAUAAAAAGAGUAUCAAAAUCGAAUGUUUACAUAAAAAAUACGGCACAAGAUGAAGAAACAGCUGUAGGAAAUGAAAUCUUAAAAGUACCAUUAUGCGCUUUAGAAAUGGAAAGACCAGUAAAAUUAUUUGAUAUGAAAAAAUUUCAAACUAACGUUAAUAGAGAAUUGCGAAGGGCGUACCCGGAUCGACGACGACUUGAAUGUCAAUGUUUAAGCGCUAUAGCAUUCGUUAAAAAUGAAUUGGAACUCCUGGAAUGUCCAAUUUGGGUGUUGAUAAUAAAUGUGGUUGCGAUGGAUAUGUUAAAAACGAAGUUACCUCCGGUUCAAAAAGUUAUGGAUAUUAAAAAUAGACCGAGGAUUCCUAUACCGGAUGAAGAUCCUUAUAGCGUUGCUGGAAAUGGAAGUGGUUCAUCCGGAAGUUCAGGUUUUGCAACCGGUUCGGUUUCGGCAACUAGAGAGCAACUUUUGCUUCAAUCCCAACAAAAUGCACAACGAAGAAAUGAGAAACCUCCGAAAUUACCGCCAAGAGAAAACAUUUAUCAUCAUAACAUCCCUAAACCGGAUUAUGACGAAGAAGAAAAAACCAAACCAUUUGCUUCGACGAGAAAUACCCACAAACAUAAAGAUGAUGGUAAAUACGAUGAUCCUUAUUAUUGUGGAUUGAGAGCGAGGGUUCCAAAUUUUGUUUCAAAAUCGAAAGCUAAAGAGACCAAGUCUAAAGAUACGGUCACAUCUAAACGGUAUUCGAUGACUCAACAACCCACAUCUUUGCCAAAUUUGAUGCAACAACAACAUCAUAUGAUACAACAACAAUUACAUCAACACCCAAUGUGGCAUAGAGGAAAUUUUGAAAACGAAUCUGAUAACGUGGAGUCACCUUACAACCAAAUUUAUGGAAGGUUACCAAUCCCCACUCGAGGAUAUAUACCAAAUCAACCGAGAACUAUGUACAUUGGCGAAUGGGAUUAAGUGAUUAUUUAUAUUUUUUGUUGUUCUUCUUUUUUUGUAUUAUAUUUUCGUAGGGUAACCCAUUUUAAGUCAUUUAGUUUAAGCACUCCCUUAGAAAUAUUAUUGUAAAAUCCAUGUAUAUUAAAAAAAUUAAUUAAUAUUUAUAUGGAAAUUAUCUAGGUGAUGGUGAUGUAAACAUUAUUGUAUUAUCAAUAAAGUUUAAAUGGAU
Molecule: messenger RNA, 1767 nt
Organism: Onthophagus taurus
Lineage: Eukaryota; Metazoa; Arthropoda; Insecta; Coleoptera; Scarabaeidae
Gene: exp
Product: expansion
Biological process (GO): regulation of DNA-templated transcription
Molecular function (GO): protein binding
Source: RefSeq, a predicted model, not a curated record